CGCGCCGUGCGUGCGGUGGGGGCGGAGCGGGGGCGGCCCUCGUAGCCGGCGGCUGCAGGGACUAUCUGGGAGCCGCUGGUGCCCGGUAACGGAGGCCGCCGGAACCACCCGGGCCCAGCCCGCGCCCCGCUCCGGGACCAUGGAGAUCGGCACUGAGAUCAGCCGCAAGAUCCGGAGUGCCAUUAAGGGAAAAUUGCAGGAAUUGGGAGCUUAUGUUGAUGAAGAACUUCCUGAUUAUAUCAUGGUAAUGGUGGCUAACAAGAAAAGUCAAGAGCAAAUGACAGAGGACCUUUCCCUUUUCCUAGGGAACAACACGGUUAGAUUUACUGUAUGGCUUCAUGGUGUAUUAGAUAAACUUCGUUCUGUAACUACUGAGCCUUCUAGUCUAAAAUCUUCUGAGACCAAUAUCUUUGAAAGUAGUCUGCCUUCAAAUAAGAGCGGUUUAGGUGGAGGAGAUGAAAGAAGACACGAGGACACAUUGCUACCUCUUGCUGUUUCUAGCACUCGAUCUGAAAAAAAUGAUUCCAGAGUUUCUACAAGUUCACAAGAUCACAGAACCUCUGCUAUCAGGCAGCCUUAUGAUGAUGGAACUGCAGCUCGACUAAUGUCAACAGUGAAGCCUCUUCGAGAGCUAGCCCCUUCUGAAGAUGUAAUUGAUAUUAAACCAGAACCAGAUGAUCUCAUUGAUGAAGACCUGAAUUUUGUUCAGGAAAACACUCUCUUAUCCCGGAAAAAACCCAUAGUGACAGUUACAUACAGCUCUUCAAGGCCUACUGUUGAAAUCUACCGGCCUCCAGGAAGUCGAAAUACAGAUGGCAGUGCACAUUUACACAGGUUGCAUUUGCAGCAGCAGAACAGUAUUCAGACUGGCAAACAGCUAGACAUACAGACCAGCAGGUCAUUUGAAGCAAUACAUCUUUGUGAAUCAGAAGCAUUUAGUGGCUUAGCAGAGACCUAUAGACCUAUCACCAAACCAAACUCUGAUAAAAUAAGCAAUGAGGAAGAAAACUUUCGGAAGAGAAAGUUACCUGUGGUAAGUUCAGUUGUUAAAGUAAAAAAGUACAAUAAUGAUGGUGAAGAGGAAGAGGAAGAUGAAGAGUAUGGAUUACGUAUAGGAAGCGUGUCUAGCAGUGUGUCUGUGCCAGCAAAACCUGAAAGAAGGCCUUCACUCCCACCAUCCAAACAAGCUAAUAAGAACCUAAUAUUGAAAGCUAUAUCAGAAGCUCAGGAAUCUGUUACCAAAACAACCAACUAUUCCACAGUCCCACAGAAACAGACGGUUCCAGUUGCUCCCCGAACUCGUACUGCUCAGGAAGAAUCUCUAAUUGAAGUGGUCCAGGGGCAAAGCAGGCUCCCCAGAUUAAGUCCUCCAAUUCAACUCGACGAAGCAAAAGAACAGAGUUUAGAAAGAAUUCAAGGAGCUCAACAAAGGCAGUUGUUUUCCCGACUGCAAAUUGACCCAGUAGUGGAGGAAACUUUACAAAUGAGUCAAGAUUACUAUGACAUGGAAUCCAUGGUCCACGCAGACACAAGAUCAUUUAUUUUGAAGAAACCAAAGCUGUCAGAAGAAUUGGUGGCGACACCAAACCAGGAAUCUGGAAUGAAGACUGCAGAUACACUUCGGGUUCUUUCAGGACGCCUCAUACAAACACGAGAUCUUGUACAACCAGAUAAACCUGCAAGCCCCAAGUUUAUAGUGACGCUGGAUGGUGUCCCAAGCCCCCCAGGAUACAUGUCGGAUCAAGAGGAGGAGGACAUAUGUUUUGAAGGAAUGAAACCAAUAAACCAAAAUGCAUCCACAAUCAAGGGAUUAAAAGGCCUCCGCCCGCAACAGUCACAGUUGAUGAGCAGGCAGCUUGAUGACCCAGAUGGUAGUUUUUCAAAUGUUGAGAUGAGUGAAUUGAGUAUCACACAGAAACUGGAGAAACUGCCAGAGCGCUGCAAGUAUUGGCCUGCCUGCAAAAAUGGGGAUGAAUGUGCUUAUCACCAUCCAACUUCGUCCUGCAAAGCCUUUCCCAACUGUAAAUUUGCUGAAAAAUGCUUGUUUAUUCAUCCAAACUGUAAAUAUGAUGCAAAAUGUACUAAACCAGAUUGUCCCUACACUCAUGCAGUAGACGAUCCCAGUGCGUGCAUGCCUCCCAAACCAGCACCAACGCCAACACCAACAUCUUCCAGUAGUCAGCUUUGCCGUUACUUCCCUGCUUGUAAGAAAAUGGAAUGUCCCUUCUAUCAUCCAAAACACUGUAGAUUUAACACUCAGUGUACGAGACCUGACUGCACAUUUUACCAUCCAGCAAUUACUGUGCCACCACGUCAUGCCUUGAAAUGGACUCGACCUCAAACCAGUGAAUGACAACCAGACAUAGUAGCUAGAAGAUCAUGGAUUUUAAAGCUCCCAUCUUUGAACUCUACUGGUGAAAGACAUUCUACAAAUUUAUCAGAUCUUUUGAACUUGGAAUAUAUUGUUUUCAUAUAUGAAGUUUGUUGCCUAUUUGAAGUGUCUAAUUUUUCAAAUUUGUAAGUUUUAUUAAGUGGUUUUAACAUGGGUUUUUUACUAUGAAGAGAAGUCAGUGUAGGAAAAAAAAAACACUUUAAAUUCCAUUAAAACAUUUUGAGGCAUGGUUGUAUCCUGCUACUUUGAGUCCCAGUGUUUAUAAAAUUAGAAUUUGAGUGUGGUGUUAUCUAAAGUAAUUAAAAGACUGUCAUUUUUAUGAGCCCUAUAUUAGUGCUAUGUAUAUAAACAAUUGCUCUAACCAGUUUGAAAUGAGCAAGGGAAUAAUACUAAGAAUAAAAAUAGUGUUGGGUGAAACAUCAAGCGAUUUUUUUUUCUCCCCAUUUUGCAAAGCAUGGAAAUAGAUGUAGACUUUGCGGUUUAAAUACAGCCUCAUUGCUUUGGAAGGUAUUUUUGAAAGUCAGAUGUGAUCCACUUACCUGAGUUUUUUUUCCAUAGCAAAUUUGCUACCAAAAGAAUAGAAGGGGAAGGCUGUUUGUUUGUUUGUUUUUAGUAAAAACAUUUAGAAUGGUAACUACAAAAAUGUGUACAAUGUGCAAUUCUUUAAAAUGUUCAUUUACUAUUAAGUUAUAUGCUUUUUUCAGUAAAUCUUUUGGGGAAUGACAUUUUCACAAAAAAUAUACAAAAGAAUUUUUACAAGUAUAUACACAGGAUAUCAUAAAACAGUUGCUACACAAUUUAAACUCUGCUUUAACAAAUAUAUAGCUAUACAUACAUCUUCACAUUAUGAAAAAUUAACACCAGGAAAUUAUAUUUGUGUGGACAGCAUACUUGCAGGGUUUUUUUAUAAAGGAGAUCUGAAUUAUACAUUUUAAAAUUACAGGACUACAAAGUUAAUUGUAAAGGAUUAAAUGCCCAAAUGGAUAAAGAGGAACAUAUUAAAAAGUAAUCCCUCCCAUGUUUUAAAUAAACCUUUGGGCCAUUUAACAUACAGUGGGGAAAAAAAGCUCCAUUUGGUUAAAAGCAAAGAUUGUUAUACAUACAUCAGAAUGCAACGCAAAAGUUACAGACCAUUGGCUUUGAACAUUCCUGUUCAGUUGAAGGAGAGAUGGAAACGUUGAUUUUCAACACAUUUGAAUAUAGAAGGCAAGGAACUUACAGGGUUAAAUUUUUUCCCCCUUAUGUAGGUUAAUUUAAAAGUGUAUAUUAUUAACUUGUAAUCUAUUUUCCAACCAUUGAGUUGCUUAGAUAAGAUACUGGCUUGGUGCAUCUUACAGAAAGUGAGCAAACUACCAUUUAAUAGUCUCCUUUAGAAACUUCCUUGUUUCACAAAAUGCAGAAAAGUGAGAAUUGAAUUGCUAUGCUAAUUCUAAUGGCAUGAUUCAACAGGAAAGGAGAAUUGGACUAAAAAUACAUUUUUCCUGUAUGCAGAGUUUUUAUAGCACCCCCAAACCCCCCGAAAACAUUAUAAAGCUGCUUGGUUUCAGGGAAAAGACAGAGUUCCCUUACAUUCUUAUUAAACUAAUCUACUAAACUUAAUGACAGUUAUUUUGAGAAACAAGGCCUUCCAAAAAUGAUUUAUAAAGUAGAAGGUGAAUAAACAUUUGGUUUAAAUAGUCUAGCCAUUUGAAAGAAAUUUAGACUGUUCUGUACAAAAGGAGGAUUAUCUUCACCCAUAUGUAUACUUAAACAAAAAAACCAAACAGGUGAACAGCUGUUGGGACUUGAAUAAAUUAUCAAAAAUCAUACUAAUAUGCUAGAAACUAAUUAUUCUUGACUUUGAAAUAGAAUAACAUUUUGCUGCUUAAGUAAACAACAGAACUGCUUUGUUUUUUUACUUAGUCACUAUGACAAAAAAUUACACAUAAAACAAAUGCUGGGUAAUUUUACAAGUUUGAUCCAGAAUUAACAAGAACAGAGGACCAAAGAAGGGAGAUGGUUUUGGUCUGACAGUAGCACAGUGAUUGGUACAGAGUGCAUAGUAGGCUUUGGCAGGCUCGUGUUUAUAAACCAGUGGAAUCACAGCUAACAGGAAAUCAGAUUACAAAUCAGCUUGAUAAAAUGAACCAGAUAAAUCACGUCAUGCACACAAAAAUAAUUUUCUGGGUUUUAAAAACAAAACUGGAAAAGAUUCUAAUAAAAUAUGGCAGUUUAUCCAUGUGACCUGCCAAAUUGUAUCCUCCCCACAAUUGAUUUUUGAAAAUAUAAUUAGCAACAUGGUUUUAAGCAUUAACUAAAGAGGACUUGAACAAUAAUUAAGGCUAUCUUGUAUCUGCCAAAUUUUAUGGGUAUAAAUCACGAAGUCUGUAACAUAACCUGAAAAAGGCAUAAGGCUCCUGAUUUUCCAGAAUAGCUCAUUCCUGAUUGAGGCUUACUGAAGGGGGGAAAAAAUCUCUACUUUCUUUCAGUACUAUUUUUUUUUAACGUCUGGGAUACAUAGAGGAAAUUUGAGCAUGCUACUCAGAACUGUCUUGUAUUGACUUGUGAUACUUGGACAAAUACAUUCCUGUUAUAAAUUCAUCAGUUAGACUCGUUAAAAACUCAAGUGAUGACUUCAGUACUGCAGCUAUGUUUCUUACCUAUUUAAGAGGCAAUUAAGAUCUAUUAUUUAAAAGACAAAGUUGAUUUACCCCCAUAGCCUAACAUUUUUACUAUUGCUUAACUGACAUUAUUACUAAUUGGAAACACAUCUAGUUCUGUGCUGAUUGAAAAUUAAAAUUUUCAAAAAGAACUCUCUCAUUGAGCAAUUUAGGAGACUUAAUACUUCUUGGGAACCACUAUAUUGUUUGAGAAAUUCAUGUUAGUUGAGAAGUGCUUAAAAGAUUAAGAAAAUGACUGAAUCCUAAAACUAGUUUUAUCCAGGACUUAGGAGCAUCCAUUGAUAUUAGAGUUUAUAUGAAUAGGGGACAUAUUUCAGCUAUCUUUCCAAAUAAACUUAUGGAUCUGGGAAUGCGAUUCAGAAUUUCUAACUAUUUAUGUCUUAGUAAUAGAGGAUCUUAAGAUGAAUAUUCACCUGAUAGUUUUACCUCAGAGAACGAUUUGAUCCACCUUUGUCACAUAAUUAGAUAAUUGCUCUCAGAAUUUCACAUACAGCAAAUAUUUGCAUUGUUCAGAAAGUAAACUCUUAUUUUUUGCUGCACUGAGCCAAUCUUGGAAGCAAGUUAGAUCACAUCUGUACGCCUCAUUAAAUUAAGCCACUGGGAUACUAUCAAUGCACUUUUGCAUCAACUCAAAAACAUUGUACCCUAGUGGUUUACUGUAAUAGUCUAUAUCCAAGCAUCUGUCUUAAGCAUUUGGGGAGGCGGUGAGGGGAAGCCAGCUCAGUAUAGAUUUUUUAAAGUAGAUGCUAUAAAGAUUUUCUGAAAUAAGAUUGGGCUUUAAUUUUACAAGUAUGUUAUUUGUCCUUAGAAGCAAGUAAUGGAAACAAUAAGUAUUUCACUCAUUAGUCUAAAUCAGCAAAGCAGUAAUUUUAAUGUGCUUAGCUUUGAAACAGAUCAAUGUUAAUUUGAUUUAGUAUUUAAAAAAAAUAUUGGAAACCAGCCUAUGUAAGAUUGCAUGAAUCUUCCCAACUGGGGGGAGGGGAGGGAGGGAGGAGAAUUUUCCCUCACUAAAUUUAUGCCAAGGGUUUAUCAUAACCAGUGAAUUUAUUUUACAUUCAUACUUAUUAAAAAAUAAAGUUGCUGUGAGAUAAUAUUACAAGUUCAGUUAAAAUUGUAUUAGAGUCCCAAGACUGAAAGAAACCUCAGAGAGACCACCUAAAUCUUAGCAAAACAUUAAUCAGUAUGGCUUUUAAACAUCAAGUCUUCCAGUCAAGUUCUAUUCCUGUCUAAAAUUUCUAUUAAAUUUAAAAUCUAAUUUUACUGAGUUAGCUUUAUUUCUUCCCCAAAUAACAUGACAAUCAUCACUCCAAUUUUCUGUUAUUUAAACUAUUAAUUUUUUUUUUAGUUUACAUAAUUUCUGAACCUUAGGAAAAAGGUGAUGAGAGCUCAAAUAUUGUGGGACUAUGGUAAUAUCUUAUGCAUCUGAUGUUGAAAUCACCACAGGUUUAUUCACAAAGCAAUCACAAAGUGAAAAACAAUUAUUUUUAAGUCAGGGCAAAAAUCAAAUUACUAAAAGUCUAUGAGAGCAGCUUCAUGUAUAUUUAGCAAGCACUGAUUUACCAGUCAUAUCCACCAGUUGUGGAUAUGACAUUUCUGAAUUUGUAUUGGCUUCAGUUUUUAUAAAGAUAUUUUUAAAGCAUUCUACCAUUUUCUCUAGGAAAAUUUACUAUGUGUCAGACUUUAGUUUGAUGCUGAAAUGAAUAAGAAAGUUGCAUUUUUGAAAGCAUAUAUUUCACCAGGUAGCUUUCAAAAAUAUUUUCAGCUUCACUGACCAUUUUUAUCAGUGUUCAUGCUUCCAUCAGAAAUGGUGUUUUUUUUUUUGGAGGGGGAGGAAGAGUGGGAGAAAAUUGAUAUUUAAUAGUUAAAGAAGUGGAUGAAAUUGUAAAAGGU
This is a messenger RNA of Dromiciops gliroides (monito del monte), 6942 nucleotides long. RefSeq names its product zinc finger CCCH-type containing 14 (gene ZC3H14). Gene Ontology annotation, cellular component: nucleus; cytoplasm. Gene Ontology annotation, biological process: regulation of mRNA stability. Gene Ontology annotation, molecular function: metal ion binding; poly(A) binding. Bases 140 to 2353 code for a protein of 737 amino acids. The transcript is spliced from 17 exons. Lineage: Eukaryota; Metazoa; Chordata; Mammalia; Microbiotheria; Microbiotheriidae. The record is from RefSeq and is a predicted model, not a curated record.